CAGUUACCAAACAAAACGCGUGCGGUCAACAACACAGCGGCAACAACGAUUUAACCGUUAGCUUUGUAAAACGUGAUCAAGCAAUAAAUACAGUGGAAACAUUCGGAUAUAUUUGCAGACAAACUUUUUUUUUUGGUUGCUGUAGCCAUGGCAAAUUUGAAUACGCUGCUGCUGCCCCUCAUUUUCUUAAUUGUCGCAUUUGUCGCGAACACUUCCUAUGCGACGGUGCAGCCGCGUGCACCAAAUUUCCAGUAUUUCGAAAGACCCAAAUACCGUUAUCCGUACUAUGAUGAAAAUGGGCGAGGCAAACUAUUGUAUGGCUAUGGCGGACCGGAUCUAUAUCAAUACAAGACAUACACACCGCUAGAGGGAAUACAUUAAGCAGCUUUAACUAAAUUUAAAGCAAAUAUAUAUAAUAAUGUAA
Drosophila arizonae is the source of this 424-nucleotide messenger RNA. RefSeq lists its product as uncharacterized. NCBI's taxonomy places the organism in Eukaryota, Metazoa, Arthropoda, Insecta, Diptera, Drosophilidae. The record is from RefSeq and is a predicted model, not a curated record.